AUGGAAGGAGGGAGCUUAGAGAAUGGGCCCCGGGUCAGGGAUGUGGGGAAGGGGGCAGGAGCCCGGGAGAAGGCACAGUGUGGGGAUGAUUCGGAGGCUAAGGCCAGGAUGGAUUCCCGCGCAGACUGCCGUGGUCGCUGUACCACUUGUCACGUGACAGUGACAAGCGCGCCCAACGUCUGCCCUCAGGAGCCUUUCUGGCUGACCCCAUCCCAGGAACUGACUGCGGCAGGAAGUGAGCCGCAGAUGCAUUCACAGACCUCACGCUUCCCUGUGGAGCUGGGCUCCGUGAGGGAUCCAGAUGCCCAGGUGGGCCGUCUGCAUCGCCUAGCUCUAGCUGGAGGCCCAUGCUGGGGCCUGGCCAGGCUCCUGCGCAGAGUUGUCCAGGUAGAUGGUGAGAACUCUGCUGGGCAGACGGGGCUCUUCCUGUCCGCACUACUGGGCCAUACUUCUAUUGUGCGUCUCCUACUGGCCUCUGGUGCCAACCCCAACCACCGCUGCCUCGAUGGCAGCACACCUAUGCAUGCAGGGGCCUUCUCGGGCCGAGGGUUGGUGUUGUGGCACCUGCUGCAGGCAGGAGGUGACCUGCGGCUGCAUGACCAGCAGGGUCGUACACCACGAGACUGGGCUGAGCAGGGUGAUGCCAAGCAGAGCUGGGAGGUGCUGGAGCUAUUACAAUGGUGUCGUACCCACAUGUCAGCCCUGGUGCAGAGCGGGGAGUUGGCGCCCACUGUGUCCCUGAGUCGGUUGCAAGCUCUCUCUGGACACAGCCUGUGUGGCUCCCUUCCCUCAUUAAGACUGGCGCAGGCAGACAGGGCACUGAGGCAAGGGUGGAUGAGGAGAUCCCCUCUAACCCCAGGCUUGGGGUUCGGCCAGCUGAACAGCCUGCAGCCACCGGCACUGAUGAUGGGCAUCCCACUGAUAGACCCCAAGGAGCUAGCGUCAACCCAGGGUGAGCCUGACCGCACCUACGAGAGCAGUUCUCAGACCCUCAUGGCCAACCUCCUGUGGAAGGGCCACCCCGUUACUGUACGGCAGCUGAAGACCCCUGAAACUCACCCCGAUGUGCUAUUGGCUGACCUUCAGCACUGCAGCAUCCUACACCACCCUGGCCUGCUGCUGCUGAUGGCACUGAGCCCCUCAGAGGACCUGUCCAGACUGAGCCUGCUCUUUGAGCCAGUGUGGCUGGGCUCCCUUUAUUUCCUACUGCACUCAGCAAGACCGGUUGCCGAGGGUUCCCAGGGCCUGCCGGGCCUGCGGCCAGGCUCUCUGCUGCUGCAGGUGGUGGAGGCCCUGUUGUUCCUGCAGUCCCGCUGCUGGGCCCAUGGUGGCCUCAGUUCCCAUGCUGUGCAGCUAGUGCGGCCAGGCCUGGCCAAGGUUAGCCACCUAGAACACGGGCGUCCACUGAACCAGCCUAGGCUGCAGUCCAGGCUGCCACAGGAUUACCCCCAGGGAGACCCAGGUCCAGGGCUUCCCCCACCCCCUGAACUGUACCCAUGGCUGCCACUUGAACUGAUCCGUGGUGACAUGCCAGCCACUACCUCAGAUCUCUACAGCUUCUGCAUCCUGACCCAGGAGGUCUUCACUGGAGAGCUGCCGUGGGCUGGGGGAGAGGGGCCUGAGGUGAAGGCCAAGCUGGAAGCAGGAGAGAGCCCGGCACUGGACACCUUGCUGCCAGCCCCCUACCAGGCCUUGGUUCAAGCUGGCCUGGGCCUAGAGCCUGCUGACCGCUGGGGCAGCUUGCAGAGCACUCGGUACCUAUUGCGAAAGGCCAUGGCCAAGGAAUCAGCACCCAAGGUCAGCUCCCCAGUAGAGUGGACAACACCGUCUCCUGUAACCCUGAGUUCCCUGCCAGAGCAUCUGUACCGUGAAGUGACUCCCAGGGCCAAGGCCAGAUCAGGGCUCGUGCUCCCUUUCCCAGACCCUUCCCAGGCCCUGGAGACUCCCGAGGUCACAGAUGACAGGAGUGUCCAGCAGAAUGCAGCCUGGGACUCGGGCAGUAGCUUGACUCUAGGCAGCAGCCUCAGUCCCAGCCCCAGUCUUCCUCUAGGCCCCAGCUCUGGCGUGGAGCCCAGCCCCAGCCCCAGCCCCAGCCUGCACAGUUGCCUGGAGCCCACCUCAACAAAGCCUGAGAGUGAGGCUAGUGAGCUGACGGAAGGCACUCUCUUGGACAGCCUACAGGAGAUGGAUCUGUUGGAGGAGAUCAUGGCAGAGCUGCAGAAUAAGUGCCACCUUGAAGACACACCCAGGCUGAGCCCCACUCUUAGCCCAGACUCGUAGGGUGCCACAGCUCUCCCUUGAGUCAUUACCCUACCCCUUCCCAGGACUGACCCCAUCCCUCAGUGUCUGCCUCAAAGCAAAGAAAGUGGUAAGGCCCCCCCA
Messenger RNA from Peromyscus leucopus (white-footed mouse), 2382 nucleotides. RefSeq names its product inactive serine/threonine-protein kinase TEX14-like. NCBI's taxonomy places the organism in Eukaryota, Metazoa, Chordata, Mammalia, Rodentia, Cricetidae. The transcript has 18 exons. Gene Ontology annotation, molecular function: protein kinase activity; ATP binding; protein binding. Gene Ontology annotation, cellular component: intercellular bridge; midbody; kinetochore. The record is from RefSeq and is a predicted model, not a curated record. Bases 1 to 2280 code for a protein of 759 amino acids. Gene Ontology annotation, biological process: mitotic spindle assembly checkpoint signaling; attachment of spindle microtubules to kinetochore; intercellular bridge organization.